GCAGGGAGAAGGGGAAACUCCACACUCACAACAGUUAGUGUCUGCAGUAACGGUUGCAUGACCAGUGGGAAAGAGAGAGAGGGGGAAGAAGUGUAGCCAUUUUAGAUGACCACAUUUCUGUCUGCGGUUCAGGGACAAGCUAGGCAGUGACCUCAACAAAAGGAACAGAACAGGGGACACGAGUCAAGUCACCAGAAAGGAACGUCACACUUUUCUGCAAGACCUUCAACCAGAUAGAACUCAACUUAAACGAAGACAUUGCUGUAACAACUUAAACAGCAGGGCUUUUGAGGAAUGGGACAUUGAUAGUGUAUUGGAUACAGGAAGUACAUCUAACUGGAAUAUACAGUAUGCAUUCACAUCAGUGAUUCUACUUUUGGAGUUUCUGAAAUGCAAGUGAUCAAAAACUGAAAUUCACAAGCCAGUGUGUGAGGACACGUCUUCGUAAGAAUUACUUCUUGGAUUACACCUGUGCAUUCCAAGAUUUGUGGCACAAGUAAAUAACUCUCAAUAUUGGAUUAUAAAAUGCUGGAUUGGUGACCUAGGUAACUGGGUAAUCUAUACAGUGUCAAUAGUCCACACCCUUUCUGGAUUACCAUCAUAAAACUGACUGUGCUCCUUCAGUAAGGAAAGUCCACAGAGGCUUUGUUCCCCUUUUCUACCUCUUUGGUUCCAUCCUGAUCCAGGUGUGAUUCCAGAUGUUUCUGAACACCAUCCUGGUGGUGGUGACAGACCUGGCAGCAGGGUUGCUAGGCAACGCCUCUGUCCGCCGUCACUUCCACCUGCUGCUCACUGGUUGCCUGGUGAUGUUUGGCCCCGCCCUCAGUCUCUGGGUGUCCCAAUACAGCGUCUUUGCCAAGCGCACCCACUUCCUCUACAGGGGCUUCCUGAGGUCUGGCUGGGGCUGGACCUGCGUCUUUGUGGGCUCCUUUGUCUUUCUCUUGUCCUUCUCUGUGCGACGAUCCCUCGCUCUCUCCCUGCGCCACCUAUCCAGGCUGGCGGUGGCAGGGGGCUUGUGGGUGGGAUUCCGCCAGCUGCUGGGAUUCUUGGAGAACGCCACAGGGAGCUGCUACGAGCCCCUGGCUUCCUCUCCGGAGGGCCAGGGAGGAGGCGCCAUCGGGCAGCCUCUGCUGCUGCUCCGGGAGGGGGAGAGCAAGGAGGUGUGCGUGGGCUCGGGGAUGCUGUGGCGCGGGUACGAGGUCUCGGAGGACACCUUCUUACUCUGCCUCUGCUGCCUCAUCUUGGCAGAGGAAACGGCCGUGUUCGGGCCCUAUCUGACUCUGGGCGGGGCAUCGGGGGCGCCACUGCGCCUGCUCUUUCUGUUUUGCGUGCUGCUGUUGUCGCUCUGGAUCUUCUUGUUGCUCUGCCUGCUAGCUUACUUCCCCCAGUUCCCCACACAGUUGCUGGGGGGUGCUCUGGGCUGCCUGACCUGGCGAGGGCUCUACCAGGGCUGGUACCGGAUGGGGCCUAGCUGGUACUGCCCUGGGAGGCCCGGUGUGGGACUGCUUACCACCAAGGCUGGGCCCAAAGAUGGAGGCACCAGCUAAAAUCUCUUAACCCAAUAACCUGAGCUGUGAUUGGUUAUAUAAGGAUAAUAUAAGGAUAAGAGACUUUAGAUGAGAGGAUGACUAUUGUUUGAUGAUAAUGCAUAUCCAUAUGGAUGAUAGACCAUCAUCAUAUGCAGAAACUCAAGGAUUUAUAACGACCCAUAUGAAUGUGACAUUAAAACCUACACUUUAAACUU
Molecule: messenger RNA, 1744 nt
Organism: Osmerus eperlanus (European smelt)
Lineage: Eukaryota; Metazoa; Chordata; Actinopteri; Osmeriformes; Osmeridae
Gene: fitm1l
Product: fat storage inducing transmembrane protein 1, like
Exons: 2
Coding region: 699-1547 (282 amino acids)
Biological process (GO): lipid droplet organization; lipid storage; phospholipid biosynthetic process
Cellular component (GO): endoplasmic reticulum membrane
Molecular function (GO): coenzyme A diphosphatase activity
Source: RefSeq, a predicted model, not a curated record